Scomber japonicus (chub mackerel) is the source of this 2130-nucleotide messenger RNA. It is a transcript of the gene ctps1a, whose product is annotated as CTP synthase 1a. Gene Ontology annotation, cellular component: cytoplasm; cytoophidium. The transcript has 19 exons. NCBI's taxonomy places the organism in Eukaryota, Metazoa, Chordata, Actinopteri, Scombriformes, Scombridae. Gene Ontology annotation, biological process: CTP biosynthetic process; pyrimidine nucleobase biosynthetic process. Bases 149 to 1969 code for a protein of 606 amino acids. The record is from RefSeq and is a predicted model, not a curated record. Gene Ontology annotation, molecular function: CTP synthase activity; identical protein binding.
AAAAAAAAAACCCUGGAAAUUUGAAAGAGCUUUAUGUAACUAAAAGCCACACAGUUUGCCAUCACAAUACCUGCAUGAGCUGACUGCAAAAUCACGUGGCACUGUUUGUAAGAUAUGUAUUGAGGCUCAGCAGGGCCCCUGUCCCUCCAUGAUAAUGAAGCAGCCCUACUGCAACCUGAAGAAGCAGAGCACAAUGAUGAAGUACGUCCUAGUAACUGGAGGGGUCAUCUCCGGUAUUGGCAAGGGCAUCAUCGCGAGCAGCGUGGGAACGCUCCUGAAAUCAUGCGGCUUAAAUGUGACCGCCAUCAAGAUCGACCCUUACAUCAACAUCGAUGCUGGCACAUUUUCUCCCUAUGAGCAUGGUGAAGUGUUUGUGCUGGACGACGGGGGUGAGGUAGAUUUGGAUCUGGGGAACUACGAGCGCUUCCUGGACAUCCGGCUGACCAAAGACAACAACCUGACCACCGGCAAGAUCUAUCAGUCUGUCAUCAACAAGGAGAGGAGGGGAGACUACCUGGGAAAGACCGUGCAGGUGGUGCCACACAUCACAGAUGCCAUCCAGGAAUGGGUGGUGAAACAGGCCAGAGUGCCCGUCGACGACGACGACGUGGAACCUCAAGUUUGCGUCAUAGAGUUGGGAGGCACUGUGGGAGACAUCGAGAGCAUGCCGUUCAUCGAGGCCUUCAGGCAGUUCCAGUUUAAAGUGAAGAGAGAGAACUUCUGUAACAUCCACGUCAGCUUGAUACCACAGCCCAGCGCAACAGGAGAGCAGAAGACCAAACCAACACAGAACAGCGUCAGAGAGCUCAGAGGACUGGGUCUGUCCCCUGAUCUGAUCAUGUGCCGCUGUUCCACCGCUCUGGAGAACUCAGUCAAAGAAAAGAUCUCCAUGUUCUGCCACGUAGAACCCAAACAGGUAAUCUGCGUCCACGAUGUGUCGUCCAUCUACAGAGUGCCGCUACUGCUGGAGGACCAGGGUGUGGUGGGCUACCUCAGCAAGAGACUCAACAUGCCCAUAGAGACCAGACCCAGGAGGAUGCUGACUAAGUGGAAGGAGAUGUCUGAUAGGUCAGACAGACUGUUAGAACACUGCUCUAUAGCUCUGGUUGGGAAGUACACCAAGUUCUCAGACUCCUAUGCUUCUGUCAUCAAGGCACUGGAGCAUUCAGCCCUGGCCAUUAGUCACAAAUUGGAGGUUAAGUAUAUAGACUCGGCGGAUUUGGAGCCAAGCACUCUGCAGGACGAGCCGGUGAAAUACCACGAGGCCUGGCAGAAGCUCUGCAGCGCUGAUGGCAUCCUGGUCCCUGGAGGUUUCGGCGUCCGAGGAACUGAAGGAAAGAUUCACGCCAUCAACUGGGCGAGAAAACAGAAAAAACCUUUUCUAGGUGUGUGUCUUGGAAUGCAGUUAGCUGUGUGUGAAUUUGCCAGAAACGCAAUCGGCUGGAAAGAUGCCAACUCUACUGAAUUCGACCCAGAAUCAAAGCAUCCAGUGGUGAUCGAUAUGCCAGAGCACAACCCAGGGCAGAUGGGUGGCACCAUGAGGCUCGGGAAGAGACGGACCAUCUUCAAGACGGAGAACAGCGUACUGCGCAAGCUUUAUGGAGAUGCAGAGUAUGUGGAUGAAAGACACAGACAUCGCUUUGAGGUCAAUCCUGAACUGAAGGGUAACUUUGAAGAGAAGGGCUUCCGCUUUGUAGGUCAAGAUGUUGAAGGGGAAAGAAUGGAGGUCAUAGAGCUGGACGAUCAUCCAUAUUUUGUUGGAGUGCAGUACCACCCCGAGUUCACCUCUCGCCCCAUUAAGCCAUCACCCCCCUAUCUUGGUUUGUUGCUGGCUUCCGCUGGGAAGCUCCCGAGUUACUUACAGAAAGGCUGCCGUCUGUCUCCACGGGACACAUACAGUGAUCGCAGCGGCAGCAGCACUCCAGACUCCGAGAUAGAGUUAAAAUUACCUUCCAUCUCAAAUGAAUGACGGGGAGGUAUAGAAGGACAACGUUUUAUACAAUUUCACUGCAUGUCUCACUUUCAAUAAGUGUACUUUUCAAAAUAGGUCAGUACUAUCCUCCCCCCCCCCCCCCCCAUUACCAGUGUUGACUAAAGGACUGUUCAAGGCAGAUUUUUCUAAAAUAAAGA